Leptomonas pyrrhocoris is the source of this 1233-nucleotide messenger RNA. Its product is annotated as putative mitochondrial pyruvate dehydrogenase E1 beta subunit. Lineage: Eukaryota; Euglenozoa; Kinetoplastea; Trypanosomatida; Trypanosomatidae. Gene Ontology annotation, molecular function: pyruvate dehydrogenase (acetyl-transferring) activity. The record is from RefSeq and is a predicted model, not a curated record. Bases 181 to 1233 code for a protein of 350 amino acids. Gene Ontology annotation, biological process: pyruvate decarboxylation to acetyl-CoA. The transcript has a single exon.
GAAUUGUGGUCUACCUCCUCGUUCAUAUCAUUGCAAAAGCAACAAUAAUAAUCCCUAGCACAGUCUCCUUCUUUUCAUCGUAGUCCUCACACCGCACCACACCACAAAAUAAUAUAAAAGAAAGAAUCCUUAACCUUUUCUUUCUCUCCUCUUCCUCUUCAACAACAUCAAUCGUCCACCAUGCGUCGCUUCGCCUCCCGUGCCACCUUCACGGCCUCUGCCGCCGUGGCGGCCCGCUUCGCUACGACCAACAUGACGGUGCGUGAUGCCCUCAACAGCGCCCUCGACGAGGAACUCGCCCGCGACGCGACGGUGUUCGUGUUGGGUGAGGAGGUCGGUCAGUACCAGGGUGCCUACAAGGUCACCAAGGGCCUCGUCGACAAGUACGGCAAGGACCGCAUCAUCGACACCCCCAUCACCGAGCACGGCUUCGCUGGCAUGGCCGUCGGCUCCGCCCUCGGCGGCAUGCGCCCCGUGUGUGAGUUCAUGACCUUCAACUUUGCCAUGCAGGCGAUCGACCAGAUCAUCAACUCGGCGGCCAAGGGCCACUACAUGUCCGGCGGUCAGCUGACGUGCCCCAUCGUCUUCCGCGGCCCCAACGGCGCCUCAGCGGGGGUCGGUGCGCAGCACAGCCAGUGCUACGGCUCGUGGUACGCCUCCGUGCCUGGGCUGAAGGUGGUCGCGCCGUACAACAGCGAGGAUGCGCGUGGCAUGCUCAAGGCCUCCAUCCGCGACGGCAACCCCGUCGUUUUCCUCGAGCACGAGCUGCUGUACGGCGAGUCCUUCCCUGUCUCAGACGAGGCAGCCAACAAGGACUUCUUGAUCCCCUUUGGCAAGGCCAAGAUUGAGCGGGAGGGCAAGGACAUCACCCUCAUCGGCUUCUCCAAGGGCGUGGAGCUGUGCCUGAAGGCGGCCGAGAAGCUCGCCGCGGAGGGCGUGUCGGCCGAAGUCAUCAACCUCCGCUCCCUCCGUCCCCUGGACCGCGAGACGAUCUUCAAGUCCAUCAAGAAGACGCACCGCGCCGUCACCGUGGACGAGUCCUUCCCAUUCUGCAACAUCGGUGCGGAGAUCUGCGCCUGUGUGAUGGAGAGCGACACCUUCGACUACCUCGACGCCCCGAUCGAGCGCGUGUCGUGCGCGGACUGCCCUACGCCGUACAGCAAGGAGAUCGAGGUGGCCUCGCAGCCGCAGGUCACCGAUGUCGUCGCCGUGGCGAAGCGCGUCCUCAGCUAG